AUGGCAACUAUUCACGACACCUUCGAAAUACUGCUGGACAACCACGGUGACAUACUGGGCAGUCAAGUAGCACUAAUUCACUCCAACACAUCCGUGACGUAUGAUGAAGUAAACCGUUCCGCAAACCGUUUGGCGAGAGCGAUUGUUUGCCUAGUUCAACGUCUUCGAGAAAAAAGAUCCAAGAAACUUCGCAGGAAAUCCUGCACGGAGCAGCAGGAAACCAACGAAUUUAUAGUUGGCGUGAGUUUGGAACCCAGUCACGGCCUGGUCACGGUCAUGCUGGCAGUUCUAAAGGCUGGAGGCGCCGUUUUGCCAAUUGACGGGGAUUACCCCGCUGCUGUUGCUCGCCACAUGAUUCGGUCAGCCAGACCCGCCAUUGUCGUGGUCGACAUCAAAUGCGAGUGGCAAUCCCGAAUAAUGGACGAGUUCGUCACCGUGGUUCAAUUCGAAUCCCUGGUUGAGGCGUCCGUGGCGCAGGAUUCCAUCGACUUGACGGAUCCCGAAGGACUCCUUGCCUUCGCUGCCGAAGAGAACCAGGAGGAAAAGAAUUACCCGUCUUAUCCACCGCACGGGGAUCGACUGGCUUUUGUCAUGUUCACUUCUGGAAGCACUGGGCUGCCCAAAGGCGUCUUGCUGUCGCACUCCGCAAUAAUGAAUCGCCUCAACUGGCAAUGGAACCGAUUCCCUUUUCUGAAAACUGAAGUCUGUUGCUUCAAAACGAAGAUUACUUUCGUGGAUGCGAUCGCCGAGAUUUUCGGUCCUCUGCUCAAGGGCGUACGCCUCGUGGUUUUCAAACGAUCCACGGUUCGCAACGUGGAGUCUUUCGUUUCCUCGUUAGAAGCAGCUGGGAUUAGUCGGAUCGUUCUGGUUCCUUCCCUGCUGCGAGCGAUUCUCAAGCAGGUCCGAAUUCUGAAAGUCGCUCGCGCUUCGAGUUGCAACGGCAUUCCAUUGCAAAAACUCACCUUGUGGAUUUGCUCCGGCGAGGUGCUGCCCGCGUCCCUGGGCACACACUUCUUCCAAACCCUCGCUGUUGGCCGAUCCGCGGGUCGCCGAAUAUUAUGCAAUUUUUACGGAACUACGGAAGUUGCCGGUGACGUGAUGUACGAGACAUUCGAAUCCUCCGAAGUGUUUCAAAGCAAAUUGCACGUCGGACAAGUGCCUCUCGGGUUCGCCUUGGACAACACUCGAAUAUACCUGGUGGAUGUUGACGGACAGCAUUUGGUACCCGAAGGAAGAGAAGGAGAAAUUUGCGUGGCAGGCUUCAACGUGGCCAAAGGGUACCUCAUGGGACGCGGGAAACAGUUCGUUGAUAACCCCUUCUCUUCUGAACCAGGUUACACGGUUCUUUUCCGAACUGGAGACAUCGGUCGCUGUGUUGGUGAUCAGGUCCUGUUUUGCGGUCGGAAAGAUGGAAUGGUCAAAAUUAGGGGACAAAAAGUGCACGUGGAAGAAAUCGAGGGAGCAUUUCGUGGAAUCGAUGGCGUUGACAGAGCAAUUGUUGUUUGUCGUCAAAGGGACGAUGCUGAUCCGGACAAGAAACCUUUCUCUCUGGUAUCGAAUUUAUAUCUGGCAGAUCUUUUAAUUCAAAAGCAUCUGAUCGUCGGAUUUUACACGACGGAAGAUAAUGACCUGAGCGAGGCGAAAGUAAAGGACAUUUUGCGCCUCAAAAACCGUUCGAUAGCUCAGGCUGAUGUUGAGAUUGACGACAGAAUGCUGUUCGCCUACGGAGACGAACACGUUCGGAAAGCUGCGAAGGCCGUUUUGAAAGCCGUCGGCAAGAUUAUGGGACCCUCCGCGAUUUGCAAGGCGACUCCGAACAACUCGUUUUUCUGUAUUGGAGGAAAUUCGUUGAAUGCUAUUGAGUUUCUUAUUGUCAUGGAGAAUCUCGGAUUCAAGUUAGUGCUGGAUGAAAGUGCCAAAAUUGUCGGACUUUCAUUGAACUACGAUUUUUCACGUCAAAUCCACGCUUCUUUGAGACCAGGAGUCGUUCGUUACAUGGUCGAAUUGAUGUCAUGGCUUGAACUCACUAUGAGACACAAGGUGCCUUCGGAAUCCGGGAAAGUGAUGUCAAAUAUGUGGCUUUCUGCUGAUCCAGAGCUUGGACCAGCUCUAGCUGUCGGUGUCAUGGAAAGUUUAGAAGCUGGCAACGUCGAGGUUGCGAGAGUGAAUGAAUUCGAGUACAUCGUGACGUACAACAUUAAUCCCGUCUCUCAGCAAUUGGCAAGAAUUCUGGGGUAUGAAAUAAUCGAGCAGCGGAUGUGCAACCAGUUUGUGAGCUCCGACGGAUCUAAACCUUUCGUCUGCAUUCCCAACAAAGUUUCAGUGGAGGCAGCCAUCUUGAGUUUUGGACAGGAUUCAAACCCUUAA
This is a messenger RNA of Notodromas monacha, 2367 nucleotides long. Lineage: Eukaryota; Metazoa; Arthropoda; Ostracoda; Podocopida; Cyprididae. The record is from the annotation of a GenBank genome assembly.